Molecule: messenger RNA, 1395 nt
Organism: Lasiodiplodia theobromae
Lineage: Eukaryota; Fungi; Ascomycota; Dothideomycetes; Botryosphaeriales; Botryosphaeriaceae
Exons: 5
Coding region: 1-1395 (464 amino acids)
Source: RefSeq, a predicted model, not a curated record
AUGGCGAGCAAUGUGGUCCCCGCGCCAUAUCACAUCACUCCGGAUGACAAGCGCGGCCUUGUCAUGGUCGUAACAACGACGACCGUCUCGUUCGUAAUUUCCUGUCUGCUAGUCAGGAUCUACGUCCGAACAAAAGUCAAAGAAUGGAAGCGCGACGACUCUUUGCUAGCACUGGCAACGCUGUUCUGCUGUUUUCAAGCGGCCACUGUUUACAUUCAAAUCGAGGAGGGUCUUGGCUUGAAAAAGUUCGACCAAUCCAGGCUGAGCCACCUCGGAAGGGCCAACUUCGCACAACAGAUUCUCUAUCUCUUCACCUUGUUCCUCUCCAAAUGCGUCGUCCUUCUUUUGUAUCUGCGCCUUACCGCGGGCAGAAAACACGCAAUGCUCGCAUACAUCACGAUUGCCGUAUGCGCCAUUUGGACCGUGACGUCUUUCAUCUUGACUUCGAUCAACUGUAAUCCCAUCGCCUUCUUUACACAGGGCCUCGAGGUUUGCGGAAAUAUAACGUGGCGCUGGCUCGUCAUUGGAGUCUUCGACAUCUUCACGGAGCUUCUCAUCUUCUUCAACGCCAUCUACCUCGUCGCCGGCCUCCACAUGGCCUUCCGCCUCAAAGUCAUCGUCAUCCUCGCCUUCAGCAUCCGCCUCCCGGUCAUCGUCGCCUGCGCCUUCCGCAUGAAGUACAUCCGCGGCCUCGCCGCCAUCACCGCGGAUCCGACCUUGGACGGCGCCUACUCGGUCGUGGCGGGCCAGUUCCAGCUCGACUGGGCCAUCAUGGCCAGCACCAUCUCCUGCAUCGGGCCCUUCCUGCGGCCCUUUGAGAAGGAGGGCGGCGGCGGCAGCAGCUAUCGGCGACGCUACUACGCCGAGCAGCAGCCGUAUCAUCAACAAUAUCCUUCGCACCGCAGCGGGGGCGGCGGCGCUGGCGAGCGUUCCUUCAACGACACCAUUUCCUUCGGUACUGCUAUCAAGAUGGGUCCCGUCGUCGGCGGCAAGAGGACCAGUGGCGGUGGAUUGUACGGCGAGGGCGGGAAGAGUGUGAUGAAGCAGCAGCAGCAUCAUCAUCAUAAGCAUAAGUUGAGCCUGGGUCACCGCGGCAGCGCUUUCUCCCGCUCGGCGUCGCCGUCGGAGCUGGUGAAGAUAUCGCUGGAUCUGCGGCCCGACUUUUGCCAGCACGAGGCCGGCGCCACGAGGAGCAGUACGGCUGGAGCCGGGGCCGAGUUGGAUCAGCUGAGCAUGGAGAGCAACGAUAGCAAGAGGAUGAUCAUCUCGAAGAAGACGGUGGUGAGGAUAGAGAGGGAGGGCGAGGAGGACAGCAUCAGUUGGGCUAGGGAUAGACGGAGUGCUGGGAGCUCAAGAGAUGGUGGGGGAGUCGGGAUGGCGUAUAGCCGGAAUUAA